CUUUGCCGCAGAAAUGAAGCGGUUGUGAUUUCUGGAAGGAAGCUGGCUCGGCAGAUCCGACAGGAAGCCCGGCACGAGGUUGAGCAGUGGGUUGCAGCUGGAAACAAGAGACCUCACCUCAGCGUCGUUCUCGUUGGUGAAAACCCGGCGAGUCACUCCUACGUACUGAACAAAACCAAAGCGGCUGCUGAUGUGGGGAUCAGCAGUGAAACCAUCCUCAGGCCGGCUUCUAUCACUGAAGAGGAGCUGCUGGAUCUGAUCAGCAAACUCAAUAAUGAUGCCAACGUGGACGGCCUAUUAGUACAGCUUCCUUUACCUGAACACAUCGACGAGCGCAAGAUUUGCAACGCUGUGGCUCCGGAUAAAGACGUCGACGGCUUUCACGUGAUAAACGUGGGGCGCAUGUGCCUUGACCAGUACUCCAUGCUGCCGGCUACCCCCUGGGGCGUGUGGGAGAUCAUCAAGAGGACUGGCAUCCCCACGCUGGGGAAGAACGUGGUGGUGGCUGGCAGGUCGAAGAACGUGGGCAUGCCCAUCGCCAUGCUGCUGCACACGGAUGGCAGGCACGAGCGCCCGGGAGGCGACGCCACGGUCACGAUAUCGCACCGCUACACCCCCAAAGAGCAGCUGAAGCAGCACACGAUCCGCGCCGAUAUUGUGGUGGCGGCAGCAGGCAUCCCCAACCUGAUCACAGCCGACAUGAUCAAAGAAGGGGCCGCGGUUAUUGACGUGGGAAUAACGAGAGUGCAGGAUCCCGUCACCGCCAAAUCGAGGCUGGUUGGGGAUGUGGAUUUCGAAGGGGUGAAGAAGAAAGCCAGCUACAUCACGCCGGUGCCCGGCGGCGUCGGGCCCAUGACCGUGGCCAUGCUGAUGAAGAACACCAUCAUCGCUGCCAAGAAGCUGCUGAAACCCAAAGAGCUGGAACCCUUGACCACUUAA
Messenger RNA from Apaloderma vittatum (bar-tailed trogon), 939 nucleotides. It is a transcript of the gene MTHFD2, whose product is annotated as methylenetetrahydrofolate dehydrogenase (NADP+ dependent) 2, methenyltetrahydrofolate cyclohydrolase. Gene Ontology annotation, molecular function: methylenetetrahydrofolate dehydrogenase (NADP+) activity; methylenetetrahydrofolate dehydrogenase (NAD+) activity; methenyltetrahydrofolate cyclohydrolase activity. Gene Ontology annotation, biological process: tetrahydrofolate interconversion. The transcript is spliced from 7 exons. NCBI's taxonomy places the organism in Eukaryota, Metazoa, Chordata, Aves, Trogoniformes, Trogonidae. The record is from RefSeq and is a predicted model, not a curated record. The annotation marks the transcript as partial. Gene Ontology annotation, cellular component: mitochondrion.